Molecule: messenger RNA, 2176 nt
Organism: Gambusia affinis (western mosquitofish)
Lineage: Eukaryota; Metazoa; Chordata; Actinopteri; Cyprinodontiformes; Poeciliidae
Gene: tgfa
Product: transforming growth factor, alpha
Biological process (GO): positive regulation of mitotic nuclear division; positive regulation of cell population proliferation; epidermal growth factor receptor signaling pathway
Source: RefSeq, a predicted model, not a curated record
UCUCCCCCUCCCCCAUCUGUCUCUAAUUGGUCUGCUCUGACAGGAUUACGGGAGUUUCCUCAAUUGAGCAGCAUCGCCAAGUGAAAGGCUGUGGCAUCCAGGGGAGAAGAUACGGAAAACUCUGCUGUAGUUGCUUCAAAACCACUGUAUCUAUUGUUUUUCUUUCCAUCCAGUGGAUUAGAUGCUUGUGGUUGACAGUGGCCGGCGGUUGUAGCUCAAGGAUUCCCGGAUUAAAAUAAUCAUCAGUGACAUCUCUGCUGUUUCUGCUGCUGCACCUCUAAUGUGGUUCUCCAACGCGCCCGGAUUUCUCUGAACCCGCUCUCCAGAUCCUUCAGCCGGCACAAUGACUCGGAUUUUGUGGGAUGCUAUUUUUCUCAUAAGCGGUUCCUUCUUUACUUUUGGAGCAGGUCCAAGCAGAUCGGCUGUGAUUGAAGCGAAUGUUUCCAUCGACACAAUCGCCACCUCUGUGCCAGAUGCAUCCAGUAACAGCUCUUUGACCACCAGUGGCAAAGGAACAAGCACAGUUAACUUUCUUACAAGUAGAAGUUCUCUUUUUACAGAGCAAACAAAUUCAACAGUCACAGAUGCUGCAGUUAGUCUUAAUACCUCUGCUGCUGCUUCUCGCACCCCAACAAGCAGCUCCUCGACAACAAUCAGCAGCACAAACUCGACAACCAGAAGACCUGCUGCAACAACCAGCAAACGUCCAGUUAAAAAGUUUGUGGCUGCGGCUGUUCGGUCUCAUUUCGAUGACUGUCCUGACUCUCAUCAGCAUUUCUGCUUUCAUGGCACCUGCCGCUUCCUGAUCCUGGAGGAGACGCCUGCAUGUGUGUGUCAUCCAGGCUUUGUCGGGAUGAGGUGUGAGCACGCAGACCUGCUAGCUGUAGUAGCAACCAACCACAGAAAGCAGGCUGUGGCCACAGUGCUCGUGCUGUGCGUGAUUGGAUGUGUCCAUCAUGGUGUUGUGUUCGUUCUUACACUGGUGGAGGGAGGACUGUCGGAGGCGGAGUCGAGCGCAUCUCUAUGUGGCAGAAAAGCACGGAGCGACAUGCUAUCCACCAGAGAGUGUGGUUUGACGAGACGCUGUGUGGCGCCUCUGACCCUGGAGAUUCUUCGAAAGCGAUCAAGAACAUCAGAGAAAACGAUGGAUGCGUGCGCCUUGCUCUCACUUUCAGUGGCUACACACUCAGAACUGCGUCAGUCUGUUUGGACCUCAUAUCACGUUUCUGGAUGACCCAGAGGACAUCGACUCAACUGACUCUGCUAAAUAUUCAACCAUUUUUAACUAAUGGCUUCAGGAUGACCGUUAGCUUUUCUCAUAGUUGAGAAGACCACAGUUCCUAUUUUUAUCUUUUUUUUUUAUCGUCUCUGCACGUUUUUCCUCAGAAGUCGUUGCGCACGAAGGACAUUUUAGUAAGUGGUGGUGUGGGGGAAACUGAUGCUUUAAACAUGUUUUAGUGUCUGUUUUUUAUAAAAGAAGGAACUCACUUCACCCGAUAGAAGUAGGAAUUGUUUAACUGGUCUGACUGAGGUCACAUUUCCUGGACUUUAGUUUUUAUAAACAGUGAUCUACAGCAUAAAGUUGCUCUGAUAAACCUUGGAGGAAAACCGUAAAUUCCUACAUGGAAGCUGUCAGCUAUUUUAAUUCCUGAGUUGUUGAGUGAUUUUCUCAGAUUUGCAAUCUGUAAUGGUACCAAUGUAUGUGCGUCCUGGGUGGUCACACUUUUUGUUCUCUAUGCUAUUUUUUUUUUUUAUAAAGGUGCACUUUUUUAAGGUUUUUUGCUCUUUUUGUAAAUAUAAACUUUACACACUGCACGUUGCUUUAUGGUAGCAUCCACAUGUGGAGAUGCCAAAAUAAAACCACUAAUUCUGCCUGAAUGAGCACCGAACAAGCACAGUUUGUACUCAUCAUCUGGGGAUGCAUGCAUGGAGUCAUCUAAAUGAAAAGCAGUGUGUUACAGCUUUGGCUCUAGUUUGAUAUUUAUUUAUCUUUUUUUAAAAAAAGAGAAAAGCCUCAAAAUGCUUGAAGAACUUUUUGAAGGAAUUUAUAAUGCUGGCAUGCCUGAGUUUGUGCUUUGUGUGUCGGGGGAAAGAAAAAAACAGAUUGUGCAGCGAAUGUUCUGGUAUCUGUAUGCCAAAAAACCCCGAAGAUGACGAUAAACUUUAUUGUUUACAA